CCGGCAGGGGGCGGGCCCUCUCCGCACGCCUUCUCCGGGGUCAGGCGGCAAAGGAGGAUCGCGGCGAUGGCUCCGAGCAAGGAAUGCGGGACGGAAGGAAGCCUCGGCCGCGGGGUCCGCAAAGGCAUCCGGGCUGUGCUGCUCGGGCCGCCUGGGGCGGGGAAGGGGACCCAGGCCCCUCGGCUAGCUGAGGCCUAUUGUGUGUGUCACUUGGCGACAGGUGACAUGUUGAGAGCUAUGGUGGCUUCUGGCUCGCCGCUGGGCAAAAAGCUGAAGCAGACGAUGGAUGCUGGAAAGCUGGUGAGUGAUGAAAUGGUGGUGGAGCUGAUUGACAAAAACCUGGAGACGCCCUCCUGCAAGAAUGGUUUCCUUUUGGAUGGGUUUCCUCGCACAGUGCGACAAGCAGAGAUGCUGGAUGAGCUCAUGGAAAAGAGAAAAGAGAAACUAGAUUCUGUCAUUGAAUUCAGUGUUGCUGACUCCUUACUCAUCCGGAGAAUCACUGGACGGCUUAUUCACCCAGCAAGUGGCCGCUCAUACCAUGAGGAAUUCAAUCCUCCUAAGGUCCACAUGAAGGAUGAUGUCACUGGGGAGCCCUUGAUACGCCGGUCAGAUGACAACGAAGGAGCUUUGAAGACUCGUCUGCAGGCUUACCACACCCAGACGUCGCCGCUGGUUAACUACUAUAGCAGGCGUGGGAUCCAUACGGCUGUGGAUGCUUCCCAGUCCCCUGAUGUGGUUUUUGCCAGCAUCCUGGCAGCUUUCUCAAAAGCAACAUGUAAAGACCUGGUUAUGUUUGUUUAGGGCUCUCCUGUCUGAUGCUUCCUUCUCCUUUCCUGUCUUCUGGGGUCUGCACAAGCAAGCUCUGUAGGAGAGGUGCCAAGUUGCAAGGGAGGAAGGCUGUUUAUAUACUGCCCAUUAAACGGAAAUGCCGUGCUUUCUCCAAUUUGUAUGCAUAUAUUUUUUGAAGAGCUUCUGGGCUGUGUGCAGGUGGCCUGCAGGGGGCGCAGUAGCUUCACGCUCCGCUUUCCGGAACCUGGGAACUAGGCUGCUGCGCCUGUUCAGUCAAAAGUGAAAGCGCUCUGCUACUCAUCUUGGCGACAGGGUUAAACUGGAAAAUUGCUGCCGCUUCUCCUGUUCCGGUGCGAUGUUGUAGGAGUUCUGAAGGUCACAAACUAGCAGCUGUGGGCAGGAAGCAAAGUUGCUGGCUGGCCUUGUCCUAAGUCCUUGGCUCUAAAACUGCAGGAAAUUAAAUGCCAUGUCAGCUUAAAGAAGGGGUGUGCAAAAGCAGCACAGAUGUGUGCACCUGUGUGAAGAGACACGGGCACAUCCUGUUCUUCCAUGGGCCAAGCGGAAACUCUACAACCAGCACAUCACUGGAAGUGCGGUGCAUAUCCAAUACUUCUACAACUUCAUGAUGAAAGCCUGAAAUAGGAAGCCCAUAUGUGGAAGCAUCUACUCUGCAUAACUUCUUCAUAAGUUUUGUGUGUGUGCUUGUGGCUUAGUAUAUUAAUGUACAAGCCAUAACUUGCAUAAGAUGGCAAAAUGAGGACUGGUUUGACAAGGUGAGAAUGCAGACGGAGGGUUCCUAGGCUUUGUGCUGAAUUGUGCCACCGUGGGGCAAAGGUGCAAGACAAUCAACACUCCCUCCCAUUUACCUUCCUCUGGCAGGUUAGCGGUGGCGCCAGAAUGUGGGCCAGAUUGUAUUCGUGGUGAAGAAACUGAAAACCCACUUAACAAUGGUCUGGCAGAGCCUGGAUGCUGUUGCCCUGUAUUCCUGGCACACUUAAUUUAUUCAUGAGAAUUGACUUUGUAUCCCGCCAAGGCAGCCUUUUUCAACCUGGUGCCCUCCAGAUGGUAUGGACUGCAACUCUCAGCAUGGCUGGAACUGAUGCGAGUUGUACUCCAAAAUAACACGGAGGCAGGG
Molecule: messenger RNA, 1924 nt
Organism: Podarcis muralis (Common wall lizard)
Lineage: Eukaryota; Metazoa; Chordata; Lepidosauria; Squamata; Lacertidae
Gene: AK2
Product: adenylate kinase 2
Biological process (GO): ADP biosynthetic process
Molecular function (GO): ATP binding; AMP kinase activity
Source: RefSeq, a predicted model, not a curated record